AUGUCGACGGCUACAGAGCCGCACCGCGGCCUCAAGCGUCCCGCCGCCGAGGCGUUGGAGGCCGAACAGCGUCUGUCCAAGCGCUUCAAUCUUCUAAACAUCGACAGUUCCGGCAAGCUCUACAUUCCCGUCGCCGCAUCGUCAUCCACCGCCGACUCGGAACCACCUCUCGAUCCAAGCUCCUCCCGCACCGCCGCAGCUAGAUCCCGGGACAAUGAUUGGAUGCAACUGGAAGACACCAAGGACAAGGUCUAUAUUUACGAUCUCGACGAAGAGUUGGCCGAGCUUGAAUCAGACGAGGAGACCCCUAUAUUCCUUCCCGACAUCGAGAAGCACCUCACCAAGAUACCUAAACACGUCUUGGUGAGCAACGGCAAAGAGCUGGAGCGCACUGCCGACAACCAGCUCGUGCUCUACGGUGUGCCUGCCUCGUUGUCUGUCCCUGAAGAUAAGGAUAGCGUCAGGAAGGCCAUUAUUGAAGCACGACACAGAGCAGAGCAGAAAUCCACAUCGCUGCAUGAAUCAAACGGCUCUACGGAUGUUCUCUUACAACAGCCUGGUAAACAUGAUCUUGCAGGCGCCGAUGAUGUCAUGGCCACGGAUGUCAACGGCUUGACUGAUGACAUGGAAGUCGAGCCUAUGGAAAUCGAAUGA
Molecule: messenger RNA, 654 nt
Organism: Lasiodiplodia theobromae
Lineage: Eukaryota; Fungi; Ascomycota; Dothideomycetes; Botryosphaeriales; Botryosphaeriaceae
Exons: 2
Coding region: 1-654 (217 amino acids)
Source: RefSeq, a predicted model, not a curated record